Molecule: messenger RNA, 2449 nt
Organism: Sphaeramia orbicularis (orbiculate cardinalfish)
Lineage: Eukaryota; Metazoa; Chordata; Actinopteri; Kurtiformes; Apogonidae
Product: protein IWS1 homolog
Exons: 16
Biological process (GO): poly(A)+ mRNA export from nucleus
Cellular component (GO): nucleus
Source: RefSeq, a predicted model, not a curated record
ACGAGGACUUCCCCAUUUUGGCUCAACACCUCCGGCUGCUAUGUUUAGCUGUUAGCUGUAACAGCGAGGCUUCAGCUUGUCUACGUUUAUUUUUACGGCUUUCCUUUUUACUUUCAGCAAGCACAGAGGUGUUUCGUAGUACGGGGUUGAAUCUCAACCUUAAAUGGACGGAGAAGACGACGACUUUAUGUCUGGCAGCCACUCCGAUGAUGGGGGGGGCACUCCAGUUCAGGAUGAGCAUGCGGCAUCAGAUGGCGAGGAGAUGAGGAGUGACCGGCACCAGUCGGAGGACGAGGGCAGUAAUGAUGAAGAUGCUUCACACACGAUGGAGACCAGUGGGGCCAUCAGCGGCUCAGACAACGAAGACCAGCGGGGGGGUGGAGCCGACAGCGACUCAGAGGGCGAAGCGCCACGAGAACCUGACGACAAAAGUGACUCGGACGUGGAUGUACCGCGGCCCGUCGACAGCGACGACGACUCUCCGGUCAAACGCAGGACGAGUGCAUCGGAGGAUGAGGAAGAUUCGCCGGCGAAACGCAGGAUGAGCACAUCGGACAACGAGGAGUCAGCGAGCAAACAUGCCGCUUCCGAUAACGAGGAGGGGUCGUCUCCCGCCAAACGCAGGGGAAGUACGUCAGACAUGGAGGAAGGGGAGGAGAGGCCCAAAGUGGGCGGAGACAGCGACUCUGACAACGAAGACGCCAAAGCGGCAGCGUCACCAGAACGGCAGUCCAACGCCGACAGUGACUCUGACAGGGCGAUGCCGAGCAGACGCAAGGCAGCACAGAUAGACUCUGAUGAAGAGGAGGAGGCUGGGAAACAGGAGGAUGGGGGAGGGGGAGGAGGAGGAGGGGGCAAGUGGAAGGCUGUGAUGCAGUCCGACAGCGACGAUGAGGACGAAGGCGGGAAAGCCAAAGCUGCAGCAGGAAGUGAUGGAGAGCAGGAGACGCAGCAGAGGGACAGCGACGAGGAAGACGACAAACCAGUUAAGAGGAAGAAGGCCAUCCUGUCAGACAGUGAAGACGAGGAUGAGGAGGAAGACAGAAAACCAGCAGCGAAGAGGAGUCGAGCCGUGUCGGACGAUGAUGAGAACUCGGACAGUGACGCCUCCGUGGGUCCGGAUAAGAGCCUCGCUGCCAAACUGAGAGAACUGGGCUCAGCCAGCGAGGAUGAGGAGGAGGACGACAGGUCAAAGGUCACGGCAGGGAAGAAGGAUGAGAAGGCACUGUUCGGCAGUGACAGCGACUCUGGGGAUGAUGAGGAGGAGAAGAUGAUUGCAGACAUCUUUGGUGAGUCUGGAGACGAGGAGGAGGAGGAGUUCACGGGUUUCAACCAGGAGGAUCUGGAGAGCGACAAGAAGGAGGCCAAGCAGCAGCUCCACCAGCAGGAGGAGGAGUCCGACUCUGAUGAAGGAGUAGACCGCAGUGGACAAGAUAUGAGUUUCAUGUCGGACUUCGACAUCAUGCUCGCCCGGAGAAAAGCCAUGAACAGUAAGAAGAGGCGGCACCGCGAUGGAGGCACGUUCAUCAGCGACGCCGACGACGUGGUCAGCGCCAUGAUCACCAAGAUGAACGAAGCCGCCGAGGAGGACCGAACCCUGAACAGUCAGAAGAAACCAGCGCUGAAGAAGCUCACACUGCUGCCACAGGUCGUUAUGCAUCUGAAGAAGCAGGACUUGAAGGAGACAUUCAUCGACAGCGGGUGUGAUGUCAGCCAUUAAGAGUGGAUCAGCCCCCUCCCUGAUAAGUCCCUGCCGGCCCUCAGGAUCAGGGAGGAGCUGCUCCGCAUCCUGCAGGAGCUCCCCAGUGUGAGUCAGGAGACGCUGAAGCACAGUGGGAUUGGACGGGCCGUCAUGUUUCUGUACAAACAUCCCAAAGAGUCUCGAACCAACAAAGACCUGGCGCUCAAACUCAUCAAUGAGUGGUCGCGGCCCAUCUUUGGCUUGACGUCCAACUAUAAAGGGAUGACAAGGGAGGAGCGUCAGCAGAGGGAUCUGGACCAGCAGAUGCCUCAGAGACGACGUUUAAGUUCGGGUGGACAGACGCCUCGGAGAGACCUGGAGAAACAGCUGACCGGAGAAGAAAAAGCUUUGAGACCUGGAGACCCUGGGUUCUGUGCCCGGGCCCGGGUACCGAUGCCUCCAAUAAAGAUUGUGGUUCGACCCAAAUGGAAGUAGGAGAUGGAGUCCAACAGGGGUCCGGUGAAGAAGGGCUUGUCCCGCGUGGACAAACAGAUGCGUAGAUUUGCAGAUAUCCGCCGCCUGACGAAGACGGGUCACGCCGUUAAAAUCAGUGUGGAAGGAAACCGGAUGCCGCUCUGAUUUUAACCUCAUUAGGAUUUACUCAGUUUUUUUCUUAUUAAAGUUUUGUUCCUAACCCCCUCCCCUUUGGACAAAAAGUGUCAAAUGUACUUCAGAAUGAUCAGUGGAAUAAAAAAAUGACUAAAUGUA